Molecule: messenger RNA, 744 nt
Organism: Trachymyrmex cornetzi
Lineage: Eukaryota; Metazoa; Arthropoda; Insecta; Hymenoptera; Formicidae
Product: putative nuclease HARBI1
Exons: 2
Coding region: 1-744 (247 amino acids)
Source: RefSeq, a predicted model, not a curated record
AUGCGAUUGACAGAUCCGGAAAAAUAUUUCAACUACCUCAGAAUGUCAUCAACAACAUUUAACGAGUUACUCAAUAUUGUUGGUCCACUGAUUGAAAAACAACAUGUAGUUCGAGAACCAAUACCACCCAGAACAAGAUUAGAAGUGACUCUACGAUGGUUGGCAUCUGGCGACAUGACAUCGCUAUCAUAUGCUUUCCGCAUUGCCCAAUGUACGCUAUCACGAAUUAUUCCGGAAACAUGUCAAGCAAUUUGGCUCUCUUUAAAGGAUAAAGUUAUAAUUGAUCCAACUGAAGAAAAUUGGAAUACAAUUGCAAGAGACUUUGAGGAAACGUGCGAAUUUCCAAACUGUAUAGGCGCUAUCGAUGGAAAGCAUGUCGUAAUUCAGGCACCGCCUCGUAGUGGUUCGUGCUACUAUAACUAUAAAGGAAAUCACAGCAUAAACCUGCUCGCAGUAAGUGAUGCCAAGAAUCGCUUCACCAUUGUUGAUAUUGGAGCUGAAGGAAGGCAAAGCGACGGAGGUGUUUUUGAAAACAGUGGAUUACCACAUCUACUUGAGACGAAUGCUCUUCAUAUCCCUCUACCAACACGUUUGAAUAAUACAGAUUUGGAAUUUCCGUACGUUUUGUUGGGAGAUGAGGCCUUUCCUUUGAGCACAUAUAUAAUGCGACCAUAUCCUCGUAGUGGACAACUGAAUAUUAGUAGAAAAAUUUUCAAUUAUCGCCUGAGCAAGGAGAACAGUUGA